Molecule: messenger RNA, 1874 nt
Organism: Electrophorus electricus (electric eel)
Lineage: Eukaryota; Metazoa; Chordata; Actinopteri; Gymnotiformes; Gymnotidae
Gene: pmvk
Product: phosphomevalonate kinase
Biological process (GO): cholesterol biosynthetic process; isopentenyl diphosphate biosynthetic process, mevalonate pathway
Cellular component (GO): cytoplasm
Molecular function (GO): phosphomevalonate kinase activity
Source: RefSeq, a predicted model, not a curated record
UUUAAUGUAGAUGUCUACUGUGUACUUAGAUUGUUAUAAAAACUUAUUUUAGUAUAUCAGACUAGGAUGUAGGCAAAUUUAAUAUAAACAUCCAUCGUAAUGUUUACCUAAAACCUCUCUCACCUAUGUUUUACGGUAAGCCUGCCUUCCUUCACAGGGAGCUGUUCUACAGGAAAAACACAACGUGGGUUCCAGCAAAGAGGUUUUUGUCUAAACAUGACAACCCUGCAGCCUAAACUUAUUCUGUUAUUCAGCGGGAAGCGAAAGUCGGGCAAGGACUAUGUUACUGAUUUAAUCCAAAAAAGACUGGGCCCGGACCUGUGCCGCACUCUCACACUCUCGGGGCCGCUGAAGGAGCGGUACGCGCACGAACGGGGUCUGGACUACGAGCAGCUCCUGGGGGCCGGUCCGUACAAGGAGGAGUACCGGGCUGAUAUGAUCCGGUGGGGCGAGAGCAGGCGGCAGCAGGACCCGGGGGUUUUCUGCCGUCUGGCCGUUUCGGCAGUCACGCGGCCGGUGUGGGUCGUGAGUGACUGUCGGCGGAUGUCCGAUUUGCAGUGGUUCUGGACUGAAUAUCCGCAGCAGUGCGUCAGCGUGCGAGUGGAGGCGUCGGAGCGGACCAGAGCCCUGAGGGGCUGGAGGUUCACCGCAGGAGUAGACGAUGCCGAGUCUGAAUGCGGCCUGGAUCAGGGGGUGGACUUCGACUGGAUCCUGACCAACAACGGAGAUGCCAAUCUCCUUGACCAACAGCUGGAGGGACUACUGUCCUUGAUUAAGGCAAAAACACAGGACUCAAGAGAUGGCAUCCAUCAGAGAGGAGAGUGAGGAUGGACCCCACCUGUGGGGAGCGUGCUGCUGUAACCUGUUCUUCCGGACUACUCGUACCGCCAGGAUUGUAUUUCACUAUCUUGAGAAUCAUCAGCCGUUUCUGUAAUAAACACGCAGGUGGUGUUUACUAAACACUAGGCGGUGUAGCAGGGCACAUGAACAGCAGCUGGGCCUUUUCUGGAGCUUAAUUAGAACCUGUCAAAGUGUUCAUGGAAGAUAAGGCAGGAACAAAGACAUUGUUUUCUAGAAAAUAUUUAACCAACAGCCUGUGGUUAAGAUGACUGUGUGUAUUUGUAAAGAACUCUUACUGGCCAAAAUACUGCUUGUGUAACAAUUUGGGGCCUAUGACUCUUGGUGCUGAAAGUAGACCUUAUGAUCACAUUACCAGUUAGACCUCCCUCCCCCACUGUACCAGUACAAGUGAAACUGGGAAAACCCCAUUCAAGAAGUGAAAUGUGAAUGGUGCUACCCACAACACACAGAGGGUUCACUUCUUCAAAUUCUGCAACUAGUCAUGUAGUAGAAGCUUGCCCAACAGCGCUGAGGUCAGUAGGUAACUCAUUAGACUAGGAAUUCAGUAGCUGAUGGUAAGGUAGGAGAGUAAAAACUAGUCUCUGAAUCAGAUGGUGCUUACUCUGUAAUCUUGAGGUCCCCUUUUCCUCAGCAGACUCGAGCACCCUUCUUACCAGAAGCACCAUGUAUAAAUCAAGUCUGCCACUUGGACCCAAACCUCAUCUGCUAAGUGCAGCAGGGUGAUGACUUCAGCAUGCAACAAAGCCACCUCUCUCAAACACAGGCUCAGACAGCUCGAAAUGAAAUGGGAGGGCGAGUGUUGACAUUUCAGGACUUACUGAAGAACCAGACGCUGUGUCAGCAUGCUGGCGUAUCAGACACCCCUGCCUAUGACUCCAUUUCAGCAUGCGCAGGCCUGUCAUCUUGUAUUACUUUCACGUCAGCCAUUGUGCACAUGAACACAGGAAUUAAGCAUGUGUAGAAUGACAAUUCAUAGACGUUUAGAAAUAAAUCAAAACACUCAGAACAGUUAA